Molecule: messenger RNA, 731 nt
Organism: Paramecium octaurelia
Lineage: Eukaryota; Ciliophora; Oligohymenophorea; Peniculida; Parameciidae
Source: the annotation of a GenBank genome assembly
AUGUUAAAGAAAAGAUUUCUUUUCAUUUUUGAUUUUGACCACACCAUCGUCGAGGAUAACACAGACACAUACAUAUGGAAAUUGCUGCCAAAUGGUCGCAAAAGUCUGCCUCCUUAUUUUGAAAAAGAAAAAAAUUGGAAUAAAUUUAUGAGAAAGGUCCUGCAAUUUUAUUAUCACAAUGACAUAAGUGUUUAACAGGUCUAACAUUGUUUGCAAGAAAUACAAUUAACACAAGGAUUUGGAGAGCUGUUUAAUUUCAUUAGGUAUAUACUUAUUAAUAUAUUUUCAAUAGAACAAAUAAGGACUAAAUUGAAUGUAUAAUAGCCAGUGAUUCAAAUACAUUUUUCAUUGAUUCCAUCUUAUAAAAAUAAAAUCUAUAAGAUGUCUUUGAUAAAAUCUAUACUAAUCCUGUCUAAAUUAUUGAUGACAUCGAAAUAUCCAUCUUCCCCUAUCAUAAAAAUGAAUGCACAUCAUCCUGUUCUAGAAAUAUGUGCAAAAGAACCAUCAUUUUAGAUAACUAUUAAUUAAAUAACUAUGAAAAAGUGUGUUACUUUGGGGAUGGCAAAAAUGAUUAUUGUCCAGGAACACUAUUGAGAAAGGAGGACAUCAUUUUUGUUAGGAAAGGAUAUUCUUUAGAAAAGCUAAUUCGUAAAAAGGACUUAGAAUGCGAGAAAUUCUAUUUUGAAUCUGGAAUACAUUGUAUUAAUAGAUUGAAGAAUCUAUUUUUGUGA